This is a messenger RNA of Ilex paraguariensis (yerba mate), 402 nucleotides long. NCBI's taxonomy places the organism in Eukaryota, Viridiplantae, Streptophyta, Magnoliopsida, Aquifoliales, Aquifoliaceae. The record is from the annotation of a GenBank genome assembly.
AUGAUUGAAAUCGAGCCAGACCAAGUUUUUGAACAAACCCAGACCAAAAUUUUCACUGAACAAAAUAGCCAGAAGGUAUCCUUUGUUGAGCCAGUUGGAGUUGCUCUAAGCUCAUCUUCCUUGGUAAGCCAGUUGGAGUUGAGCCAGAAGCCGGAUGGAGCCAAAUUUUUUGGAUUUGCUCAGCAAAAUAGCCAGAAGGUAUCCUUUGUUGAGCCAGUUGGAGUUGCUCUAAGCUCAUCUUCCUUGCAAAAUAGCCAGAAGGUAUCCUUUGUUGAGCCAGUUGGAGUUGCUCUAAGCUCAUCUUCCUUGAUUCAGAAGAGAUGCCUCCCAAGAAAGACACUCCAAGACAAGCUAAGAAGAAGAGCGAUUCUGAGCAUCCUCCUCACCAGUUUCGUUGUAUGA